Molecule: messenger RNA, 2402 nt
Organism: Anopheles aquasalis
Lineage: Eukaryota; Metazoa; Arthropoda; Insecta; Diptera; Culicidae
Product: mitochondrial glutamate carrier 1
Biological process (GO): L-glutamate transmembrane transport; aspartate transmembrane transport; malate-aspartate shuttle
Molecular function (GO): L-aspartate transmembrane transporter activity; L-glutamate transmembrane transporter activity
Source: RefSeq, a predicted model, not a curated record
GAGCUUAUAAGUGUGGGAAACUGCAAAUUGAGCGCAGAGCACCAAAACAUCGAGACGGGAAGAUUUGCACCGAUUUGAAGAUAAAAUUUGUGUACUUCUUGUGGUUUCCUCACAAUGGCUAGCAACAGCAACGCCGCCGCCGUUAGCAACAACCGCCAAUUCGCGUUGCUGCCCAAAAUCGUGAAUGGUGGCAUUGCUGGAAUUAUUGGUGUAUCUUGUGUGUUCCCGCUUGAUCUCGUCAAAACUCGUCUUCAAAACCAGCAGAUAGGCGCUAAUGGGGAAAAAAUGUAUAAUUCAAUGCUGGACUGUUUCAAAAAGACAUACAGAGCAGAAGGUUACUUUGGAAUGUAUCGCGGAUCGGCCGUUAAUAUAUUAUUGAUUACGCCCGAGAAGGCGAUAAAACUAGCAGCCAAUGACUUUUUCCGUCACCAUCUCACCACUUCCAAUGGAUCUUUACCAAUCACCCGUCAGAUGCUAGCAGGUGGGCUGGCAGGAUUGUGUCAAAUCAUCAUUACGACACCAAUGGAAUUACUAAAAAUCCAAAUGCAAGAUGCAGGACGAGUUGCUGCACAGGCAAAGCAAUCAGGAAAAGUUGUACCGAAGGUUUCUGCAACCUCAAUAGCGUUGGAAUUGAUUCGGGCGAAAGGUAUUUCCGGGCUUUAUAAAGGAACUGGUGCAACUAUGUUGCGCGAUGUAUCGUUUUCCGUCGUAUACUUUCCACUGUUUGCCACUCUUAAUGCUCUUGGUCCUCGUCGUGAAGAUGGAAGUAACGAAGCGGUAUUCUGGUGUUCGUUUCUAAGUGGGUGCGCGGCAGGUUCUAUGGCCGCCUUGUUCGUAAACCCUUUCGAUGUUAUUAAAACUCGACUUCAAGCAUUGAAGAAGGCUGAGGGAGAAAUGCAGUUCAAUGGUGUUAUCGACUGUGUUGGGAAAACAAUGAAACACGAAGGUAUUAAAGCAUUCUUCAAGGGUGGACUAUGCCGUAUGAUUGUUAUAGCUCCUCUAUUUGGCAUAGCACAAAUGGUAUAUUUCCUAGGAGUCGCCGAAGCUCUACUUGGUAUGAAACCUAACAAAUCUUAAAUUAAAGCGUGCGUUUCUGUGAGUCACUCAUACUAUGGAGCAUCAGAAGAUAUGUGUUCCAUUUUUUAAAUUUUGUAUCAUUUUACAAAGGUCUCUCAAAAGAUCUAUUAUGUUUGACGUUGACAUAACUAAUACGUUUGGUUAAAACUCAAUGUAAGUUAGUUUAGACAGCAAUUUUCAUCAACUGAAUCGCGAUGAAUAUGUUAUCAUCGCAUUCAUAAAAAUACGACCAAGUUUAUGUAGCAAUCUAGACGAAAUAAUCUGAUUUAUUCCAUGCAUUUGAUUUCUGGCAAAGCAUUUUUGGCCACUUGGGUAUUCUUAUUUCCUGUUAAAUACGAAUAAUAAUCAAAGCAAUAUGCAAUUAUCACAGUGAUCAGGUAUUGUAAAAAGGUCUAUAGCUAUUGCUCCUAUUCUUUUCUGUUGUUAAAUUUUUUUAUUCCUUUUGAAGUUUUUUUAUAAACAAAUUUGGACGACAUGAUAUAUGCAUGACAGACCGUUGAACCACAGAAUGAUCUAGUCUGGAAAAAGCGGAAAACACGAUGAACAAUACACUGAAACAUUGUAUAAACCAUAAAUAACCGAAUCAAUUAGAUUGCUUUUCAAUCACAGUUCUGAUCUAAAAUUUGUUUCCGUGAAUACAAUCUGUAAACAACACGCAUGAAUUAUAUCGUCACUAACUGCUUCGAAAUAUGUGCAAUAUGGGCUCAACAAAUGUUGAGAGUAAUUUGAAAAAAAAGUUUUGUUGCGACAUCAAAGCUAAAAUAUAGAUAGUAAAAAUUCAGUGGACACUACAAAUAUUGUGUAAAAUUAAAAAAUAAUGUGUUUCGCUCGUGAAAUAUGUUUUAUAAGCUACGGGUGCUUUACGUUUUUCAAAGUUUAAAGACCAAAAGAAUGGAAAGCUUGUAGUUGGUUAGAAUCUAAUGCGAUCCCAUUUAAUGCGCGUGUAGCUAAUAGUAAACGCAGCUUAAGGCGACACGUUCAUUCUAAAGGAUUAAUCAGAGCAGCGCGUAGCGUGUCAAUUUCAUGAAAGACAAUAAUCUGUGUGUCAUUUAGGCGAGCUUGUUAAACAUAUGAUGUCCUAAUCAUCCGUCGAUUGAUGCAAAUGUGCAUUCUUUAUGAGAGACGUGAGAUGUAAAAUGAUUGGAGUAACUCUAAAUAUUAUUGUUUGGGAUUUCUCAAAGCAUGUGAGAUAUCACUUAACAAAGUGCAUAGUGAGUUAAUCUAUUGUCUUAUAUAAGUGUUUUAAUCAAAUUUAUGGAGUAAUACAUGCAUGUUAUUGUAUGAGCUCUAUGAUAUCAAUAAUAAAUGAGAAAUUUCAAACUAAA